This is a messenger RNA of Chara braunii, 3397 nucleotides long. NCBI's taxonomy places the organism in Eukaryota, Viridiplantae, Streptophyta, Charophyceae, Charales, Characeae. The record is from the annotation of a GenBank genome assembly.
GGUGAUGCCAUUCGGCCUCACCAACGCACCCGCUACCUUUCAGAGGGCGAUGAACGACAUCUUCAGGGACAUCCUGGAGCAGUACAUUCUCGUCUACCUCGACGAUAUUAUGGUCUACAGUCGUACCCUUCAGGAACAUCUCAGACACCUCCGCGAUGUCCUUGACCGCUUGCGAAGACAUGGCUUCUACGCCAAGCUGAGCAAGUGCCGCUUUGCCCAGCACAAAGUGGAUUUCUUAGGACGCUACGUGUCUGACCAGGGUCUCCACAUGGACGACGCGAAGAUCCCUGCUAUUGCAGAGUGGCCCGUCCCCACAUCCGCCAAGCAGCUUCGCAGCUUCCUAGGCCUUACCAGCUACUACAAUAAUUUCAUCCAGGGAUACGCUAGUGCACGCAAGGUCGCCGACAUCAUGUUUGACCGAGUCCUGCGUGACCACGGCUUACCUCUGAGCAUCAUAUCCGACCGUGACCCGCGCUUUACCAGCCGAUUCUGGCAACGACUCCACGAGGUGUACGAUACUCAGCUCCGCUUCUCCUCGUCUUACCAUCCCCAGACUGAUGGUCAGACUGAGAUCACGAACAAAACUCUCGGAGACAUCCUCCGAAAGAUUGUUCGUGAUGACCAGCAGUGGGAUCUCCAUUUUGCCCACACGGAGAUAGCCUACAACCACGCCGUCUCGCCAACCACGGGGAUGUCGCCUUACUAUUGCGACCUCGGCUAUCACCCUCGUGUUCCCGCAGACUUCCUUCGACCGUCACAGAUGCACCCCGACACGAGUUGUCCCGCGCUGGAUGAUUGGGUUGCACACAUGACAUCGAUCAUGAAGACCGCAUAUGAGCACAUAGCCGCUUCCCAGACUCGCAUGGCCACACGUGCGAACCGAUCGAGGAUGGAUCAYCCAUUCAAAGUCGGUGAUGAUGUGCUUAUCGACGCCCGCCACUUACAGCUUGAAGCGGACAUGCUUCGCAAGUUUCGGCGUCGCUUCUUUGGCCCAUGCCGUAUCCUCCAAGCCGUCGGUUCUGAUACGGCAUCUAGCCCGCCCGCGGGGGAGGGCGACAAGGAAAAGGACGUGGCCGAGGAAGAGGAGGCCGCGGACGUGGUGGAAGAGGACCCGGUACCCAGAGGGGGGGGGGCGAAGGUAGCUACUACGUGGGUGGAAGGGGCAAGGGUCCCUCGCAAGGUGGUCGUGGUUCGUACUCCACCUGGGGAAGAGGAAGAGGCGCAUGGUAUGUUGAAGAUUAAUGUGGAGGGAGCGAGAGAGGGAGAGAUGCGGGCUAACCCGAAGCUGCAGGACGCAAUUACGCAGGCGAGAGAUCGUGCAGAGAGGCGCUGCAGAAGGGACAGUGUGACAGCGAGGCUACUGGUAACGGUGGCCUAUCACGAGACUGAAACUUCGUCUGACACGGCGGACAGGGAACAAGCUCAUCUGGACCGGGACUCAGGUGGGGAGAGUGAAAUGAGCGAGGCAGAUCGGGAGACGGACCUCAGAGGGAAGAAGAAAGCUGAAAGUGAAGAGGAUGAUGAUGAUGAUGAUGAAGGCUAUGUAUCACCUCCGUCGACGGACGACGCAGUAGCGGUUGUCGACCUUCGCAGUUAUCUCGCGAAGAUCAACCGCGAGCACACAACGCGAUGUAUUUACCGAAUGAGCGAAGAGGAACUUCACGUGCUCUGGGCACAACUAGACGACCUCUUGGCCAAGGGCUGGAUUCGCCCUAGCUGUUCGCCAUACGGUGCUCCCGUUCUCUUCGUCCGGAAGAAGAACAAGGACCUUCGUUUGUGUAUCGACUAUCGGAAACUUAAUGUGCAAACGAUCAAGAACGUCGGCCCUCUCCCGCGGAUGGAUGAUCUCCUCGAGCGACUCGGCGGCGCCAAGAACUUCUCCAAGUUGGACCUCAAGUCAGGCUAUCACCAGGUCAAGAUCCAGCCAAGAGAUCGGUGCAAGACCGCGUUCAAGACGCUGUAUGGGCACUUUGAGUGGACCGUCAUGCCAUUCGGUCUCACCAAUGCCCCGACUGCCUUCCAAGCGGCUAUGACGACGAAAAUUCGCGACCCGCUCGACCGCACCGUACUUAUUUACCUUGAUGACAUCUUGGUUUAUAGUCGGUCGCUGGACGAGCAUCUCGAGCACCUUUGCGCCGUUUUGGAGCAGCUCCGUAUCGCCAAGUACAAGGCGAACCGCGACAAGUGCGAGUUUGCCCAGCAAGAGCUGGAGUAUUUGGGCCAUUACAUCACCGACGCUGAUGGGACAUGGCACGCAACGCCUGUUGGCUUGCUGCUGCAUGUGGACUUGAGCCUUUUGCAUGUUCGCGCGGGCUUGAGCCAGCAAUUCCCUGUACCUCCAGACGGAAGCGGGAGAGCAAGCGGCGUCGAUGUCGGCUGGUCGUGGGAGGAGAAGGUCGGCGAAGAUACGGCCUUUCCGUCCACAGUGGUGCAACUCGAAUGGAGUUACGCCGAUCGCCGGGUGCACCGAAGUGUUGUAGGCGAACUCGAUGUCAGGGAGGCGGUCAACCCAAUCUUUCUGGUCUGGACGGAUGAGCGUACGAAGCAUCAUUUGAGCGGUUUGAUGUGCCCGCUCCAUUUGCCCGUCCGUCUGUGGAUGCCGAGCCGAACUUGGUUUCAUCUUCGUGCCGGACUCCUGCAUGAGAGCAGUCCAAAAUGGCGACAUGAAGCGAGUGUCGCGGUCGCUGACUAUGUCUUUCGGUAUACCGUGGCCAAAAAUCCAACCGGUGUGCAAGAGGCGUGCCAGCUUGGGAGCCGUGGAGUAGUACUUGCAAGGGAGAAAACGCGCAUACUUACUCAAACGGUCCACAACCGUGAGGAUGCCGCCAUGCCCGAGGCGAUCACGGGGAAAUGGUCCGGUGACAUCCAUGGCAAUGGAGAGGUCGGGUUCCCGUGGGAUAGGCAUCGGGCGCAAGUCGCCGUAGGGAUUGCGAUUGCGGGGCUUGCUUCAUCGGCAAAAUUCGCAAGAGUCGCAAGACCGAGUGACAUCGGUAAUGAGGUCGGGCCAUCGGAAUCGUUGUCGAAGCCGUGCAAUAGUGCGGUUGACUCCAAAAUGGUCGGCGAGUCGCGAGUGAUGGUACUCCCCGAGAAGGCGAGUCCGAAGACGACGGUCUCGUGGGACACACAAUAAGUCCUGGCCUCUCGAGUGGAGGAGCAAGUACCCGUCGGCAAUGUGAUAGUGGCUGGCCGGUGGGUGAUCCGAAGAUAGCUGCGCAUACAACUUGGCGAAGUCCGGAUCAGACUCAUAGCCCCGGAUGAAGUGUUGCUGGAGUUCGUCGUCGAAUGCGAAGGCAUGAUGUGUCAUAGCGCAAAGAUCAGGUUUCGCGAGAGUGCAUCUGUGGCGCGAUUGGAGAGGCCGGGGAGAUGUUUCGGUGUGAAAUCAAAUUGGUCGAUGAAG